Prosopis cineraria is the source of this 1237-nucleotide messenger RNA. RefSeq lists its product as uncharacterized. The transcript has 2 exons. Lineage: Eukaryota; Viridiplantae; Streptophyta; Magnoliopsida; Fabales; Fabaceae. The coding region runs from base 317 to 706 and encodes 129 amino acids. The record is from RefSeq and is a predicted model, not a curated record.
GUCACGCAAGAAAAUUCAUAAAGCAGGCUUCCAAGUUUUCGGAUUGAUACGCUUACGCGUCUCUCUCUCUAUCAAUCUGAAUUCCCGUGAAGCAAACAAGGCUUGUCUUGCCCUAUCAUAACUUUCACACAUGUAAUCGAAACAUAUAAGGUUAAAAUAACCUCCCGAUCAAAUUUCGCUCUGGAUAAAGUUUCCGAGUAUAUCCAUUUGCCUCGUUCCUAGCAAUUCCGAUUUCUGAAUCGUUUCACUCAAUUUUUCUCCUAUCGCUUAUCGGAUUUUCUUUUCGUGUGGUGAAUUGUAUUUUUCUCGAGCAAACAUGAUGCGAGGACAACAAGACCAGCAAUCUCGGAUGUUCUACGAGCUAUCCACUCUGGUUCUCAAUAUUCUUCGAUCUUCUCCGGCACCAAUAUCUUUACCUGAUCAUCACCCGGCCUUGCCGCCGUCGAGGCCAUCGCCUUCACUGAGUCAGAUAUCGCCCGCUGGGUUUGCUUCCUUGCUUUUGGGAAUUUCGAUGGCUUUGAUGCUCUGUGGAUCGGUUACUUUCUUUCUUGGGUUCUUUCUGAUGCCCUGGGUUUUUGGAUUGGUCAUGGUGUUGUAUGUGGCUGGAAUUGUUUCCACUCUCAAGAUGUUGGGGCGUUCAAUGAUUUGUUAUGCUACGUCCCUGGCAGAGCCGCGCAAGGAAAUUCCUGCAUGGAAGCUAUUGUAGAAGGGUUUGAGGCAGUAUGAAUUGUGUUUGGUGCUUGCCCACGCAAGGUAUGGGAGGAUUGACGAUGAAGAUUGCGGACUUUCUUCAUAUAUUAAAGCCUGAAUCAUGGAUUAUUUACAGAGUUUUUACUGAAACUUGUUGAUAUCACUACUCCUUCAAUUAGAAAAUAGCGAGACCUGAAGCAAUGCUCAAGAUGCGAGGGAGUUAUUACAAGUUUCUUUCAUCUGUUUUCAUUUAUUGUCGUUAUAAAUAUCAUAUCCUGUAAAUUUCUAAUGUACCAAUAGACUCUCGAGAGGGUCAAAACAAAGUCGCAUCAAGGCAAGAGAAAAUCUGGGAUGGGGCAGUCGCUACAUUCUAAAGCAACACAUAUUUUUCCCUCUUUUGGUUAUAUUCGGUUUUGAUAUAUAGAUGCAUUAAAGUUUACUCUGUAAUACAAAGUGCGACUGAACAAAGAUAGGAGCAAUGUAUUAAUAUUGUUGAAACGGUCAUAUUAUAACUAGCCGAGCUCGGGCUUGGAAAUUACUGGUUCAA